AUGGGGUUGGACAAGGAGGAGAUGCAGAAGGAGUACAACGUGAGGGAGUUCUACCCGCCCCCGGCCCACGUGGACUCCUUCACGGUUCGCUCUCAUCACCUUCCUGGUGGCGAGAUCACUGUGCAGCCGCUGCCACCGCUGCAUUUGCAUGUACUACCUGGCUAUAAACUACACCUCGCUCAUUGCGUCCUUCGCCUACCGCCCCUCGUCCGCGCUGCUGCGCUGCCUCCUCUCGCUCUUCCCGGCCCGCUCGUCCCGCUUCAGAGAGCUCCUGGAGAAUCUGGGCGGCCGCUCCCUGCGGUGGUUUCUGACUCACUGGUGGCGGCGCUGCUGGAAGGCGUGAUGGAGGAGCAUCGGCUGAUGCUGCUCUACAUGAACACGCUGCUUCUCACUAAGGAAAAUGCCCUUCCGGCCAUUCUGGAACCCGUCAGCACCGAUGCGGGCGGGCAGGUGGAGGGGGAGAAGCAGCAGCAGCAGCAGCAGCAGGGGGAGGAGGAGUGGAGGAUGUGGGAGGAGGUGGACAGCUGGCACAUGGCGGCUGGCAACGCAUGGCCUGCGGUGGAGGCGCAUGACUCACCGCUGCAGAUGGGCGCAGGUAAAGGGAGGGGGCGUGUGCAGGGGGAGGUGUCGGAGGAGUGCUGUGAGGGCAUGAUGCGUGCAAUUAAAGACGCUGGGAAGGGGCAGAAGGGGAGGACAGGGGCGUGGUACCUGGCCCACGUGGAUGCCCUUGCUGCUGCUGCUGCCGCUGGUGCUGCUGCCGACACUGCUGCUGCCGACGCCGCCGCCGCCACUGCUGCUGCUGCUGCUGCCCCUGGUGAAGGGCACGGUGGCAAGGGAGGGCAGCGUGGGUGUGUGUCGGCACAGUGUGGCAAGGUGGAAGGGGCGGGGGUGCAGCUGAAGCUAUGCUCGCGGUGUGGCAAGGCUGCCUACUGCAGCAGGGAGUGCCAGAAGGCCCACUGGCCCACGCACAAGCUCACGUGCCUGCCCAAGGCCAAGGGGAAGGAAAAGGUAGAGGAAUAG
Molecule: messenger RNA, 1020 nt
Organism: Closterium sp. Naga37s-1
Lineage: Eukaryota; Viridiplantae; Streptophyta; Zygnematophyceae; Desmidiales; Closteriaceae
Source: the annotation of a GenBank genome assembly